This is a messenger RNA of Lutra lutra (Eurasian river otter), 237 nucleotides long. RefSeq names its product transmembrane protein 258-like. Gene Ontology annotation, biological process: protein N-linked glycosylation. Gene Ontology annotation, cellular component: membrane-bounded organelle. Bases 1 to 237 code for a protein of 78 amino acids. The transcript has a single exon. The record is from RefSeq and is a predicted model, not a curated record. NCBI's taxonomy places the organism in Eukaryota, Metazoa, Chordata, Mammalia, Carnivora, Mustelidae.
AUGGAGCUUGAGGCUAUGAGCAGAUCCACCAGCCCAGGAAAGCCAGCUGUCUUCCCACAUCUGACCACGGUGCAGUUGGCCACUGGCAUGUGCUUCACCACCUGGUCCUUUGUUUAUGAGGUUACCUCCACCAGGUACACCUGGGAUUUCUACAAAAACCACCUGAUCUUGGUGACCUUGUUCUUCUUGGGCUUUGGAGCCCUCUUCCUGCCGCUCUGGAUUGGCAUUUAUAGAUGA